UCAGCCAGAGCCCACGCACUGUGCCCAAGCCGGGCACACCCCACGCCACUUUACAGAAGUAGAAGUGAGACCAAGAAGCACACUUUCAGAUGCCCACCUGGGGGACCCUGCUCCUGCUCGGGGCCAUGGUGGAGGCCGUCAGGGACUGUCCCAAGCCCUGCACCUGCCAGCCCCUGGAGACCAUGGGGCUGUGGGUGGACUGCACGGGCCAGGAGCUGACGGUGCUGCCCACACUGCCUGCUCACACCCGCCACCUCCUGUUGGCCAACAACAGCCUGCACAAGGUGCCCCCAGGUGCCUUUGACCACAUGCUCCAGUUGCAGACACUCAGUGUGGCACACAACCCCUGGCACUGUGACUGCAGCCUCACCUACCUGCGCCUCUGGCUGGAGGACCACGCACCUGAGGACCUGCACCUUGUUCGCUGCGCCAGCCCCGGCCCAGUGGCCGACCGCCCGCUUGGCCAGCUGACUGGCUAUGAACUGGGCAACUGCGGCUGGCAGCUGCAGGCCUCCUGGGCGCCCCCCAGCAUCUGGUGGGACGUGGCACUGGUGGUCAUGGCCGUACUAAGCCUGGCACUCCUGGCUGGCCUGCUGUGCAUGACUGCAGGGCCCCAGCACUGA
This is a messenger RNA of Echinops telfairi (small Madagascar hedgehog), 623 nucleotides long. It is a transcript of the gene GP9, whose product is annotated as glycoprotein IX platelet. The record is from RefSeq and is a predicted model, not a curated record. The coding region runs from base 90 to 623 and encodes 177 amino acids. The transcript is spliced from 2 exons. NCBI's taxonomy places the organism in Eukaryota, Metazoa, Chordata, Mammalia, Afrosoricida, Tenrecidae.